Messenger RNA from Durotheca rogersii, 1605 nucleotides. RefSeq lists its product as uncharacterized. The transcript has a single exon. Bases 1 to 1605 code for a protein of 534 amino acids. Gene Ontology annotation, molecular function: DNA-binding transcription factor activity, RNA polymerase II-specific; zinc ion binding. Lineage: Eukaryota; Fungi; Ascomycota; Sordariomycetes; Xylariales; Xylariaceae. The record is from RefSeq and is a predicted model, not a curated record. Gene Ontology annotation, biological process: regulation of DNA-templated transcription.
AUGGGCGCGCUCCGCAAGCAGGGUAAACAGCGGCACGGCCAGACGUGCCCUUCUCCACCUUCGACCUCCCAGCCCCGUGUCCCGGACGCGACAGGAUCUAGCCCGGUGCCACCGCCUCGAACGAAGAGAGUGCAGGUCUCUCGAGCCUGUCAGCGAUGUAGGAAGCUCCAAAAGGCGUGCAGCAACCUGCGGCCAUGUCUGCGAUGCGCUCGGGCCGACCUCGCAGACGAGUGCAGCGGCGUCGCUCCCAGGCCAUCGAAGCAGUCGCAGGUCCGCUCCGCUUCCGGGGCGUCGGGGGCCGACGCGCUCCCUGCCUCUGGACGCACACUCUUGAUCGGUCCCGCCGCGACGCCGGCGUUGGCGAACCCGGCGGGUUUGCCUACAAGCCCGCAGACUUUCGUGAGCUUCCCGAGGGAGUCGUUUGAGAGGAAGGCUGGUCUGCUCCCCCACCAAGUCGUCGACUACUGCUCGAGGCGCUUUUUCGAGGAUCUCGCCCCGACCAUCCCGAUCCUGACGCCCGAGUACGUCGGCAUUCUCAAAACCCGAGCCGCUUCCGAAUCCGGGAGCGAGGCAUACUGCGUUCUGCUGGGCGUGUGCGCAAUGGUGAUAUUGCAGGUCGAGAAGACAGGAGCCCAGUCGUGGGGCCAAUCCAUGGUGGUCGAGGACAAUGCCGCCUACGGUUGGCUCUUGCUCGAGGAGGCUCUGGCCGCGCAUCGUCACCUGACACGUAAAUCGAGUCCGUCGCUCGACUCCGUCCUGCUCGUGUUCUUCAUUUACGCGUGCCAUGCUAUCCUGUUUCACCAUUCCCAGGCCUUCUUCUUCAUUCGCGAGGCCACGACACUCCUUCUCCUAAUCAAGCCCGAGGAUAUGGAUACCCUGUCACAGAUGCUCGCCGAGCGGCUAUUCUGGGUGCUUCUGAUAUCCGAGAGGUCGCACGCCAUCCGUUACCGGCGUCCUAGUACACUCCAAGUCACGUCUCUCAGUCCAUCGCUUCCAUCCUCAGAUAACGAGGCAAACAAUUCGCUCGCCGGGUUUCGGUGUUUGGCGGCCCUGUUUCAGUCUCUAGACACUACCUUCAUAGCUCUGCUCAAUCAAGAAGUCCUUUCUCGCCCCUUACCCGCCGAUGCGCUCGACGGCGUCGAAAUAGCUAUCAACACCGCACUUAACCACUCUAGUCCGGAUAGCCUCCAUCCGACGCAGAAGGCCAACCUCCGCAUAACACAGCUCUGGCUUCGCAUCAUUCUCUGGCAGCUUCGCCUGCGGCUUGGUCACCUCGUAGAUCAGGGACCGCUGCCCAGUCGUACCUAUCGCUAUCCGUUGGAAGUGGCGAAGGAUCUGACGCUUUCGACGCGCGAUCUUCCAGUUGUCAGCGUUCAGGUGCAUGGGGUGGGGAUCACGGAAAAGGUGUUCGACGUAGCUUGCGCCGUCAUCAACGUUCUGGCUGGUGUGCCGGUAGAAAUCACCGAGACGGCGGCCGAGGAAGACCUGAGAUAUAUCAGAAAACUAAUGCAACAAUUGCCUGGCGGUUCUACGGUUUACGAUGCUUUGCUAGCGAAGCAUAUUCAACAGACGCUGCCUGACAUGCUAGCUGCGCUAGAAAUCUGA